This is a messenger RNA of Thunnus maccoyii (southern bluefin tuna), 3436 nucleotides long. RefSeq names its product TNF receptor-associated factor 3 interacting protein 1 (gene ift54). Lineage: Eukaryota; Metazoa; Chordata; Actinopteri; Scombriformes; Scombridae. Gene Ontology annotation, cellular component: ciliary basal body; intraciliary transport particle B; centrosome. The record is from RefSeq and is a predicted model, not a curated record. Gene Ontology annotation, molecular function: microtubule binding. Gene Ontology annotation, biological process: regulation of microtubule cytoskeleton organization; cilium assembly; intraciliary transport. Bases 151 to 2073 code for a protein of 640 amino acids. The transcript has 16 exons.
GCAGUCUCCAUUAAUGAUGCACUGUGGGAUUGCUGAAUAUUGACAUAGCAACCAACCGACAGAGCCACCAAGUGUUUUUUUCCACUCCGUAUUAAGUUUUUGAUUUCUCUUCUGCAUUUUAACAACUCAACGUUACUCAAGACCGCUGCCAUGAAUGGGGCAGUGGCGAAAAAGACCCAGGACACGCUGGGAAAAGUGAUAAAGAAACCUCCUCUCACGGAGAAACUGCUAAGCAAGCCGCCGUUUCGAUACCUCCACGACAUCUUCAGUGAGGUAAUCAGAACGACUGGUUUUAUGAAAGGACUGUAUGGAGAGAAUGAAAUGAAGUCAGAUAAUGUCAAGGACAAGGACUCUAAGAUAGUCUUCCUCCAGAAAGCGAUAGAUGUCGUGAUGCUGGUUAGUGGCGAACCCCUCGCGGCGAAACCAGCACGCAUUGUGGCCGGCCAUGAGCCUGAGAAAACUAAUGAGCUGCUGCAGGCCAUGGCCAAGUGCUGCCUCAACAAGCUGUCUAGUGAGGAAGCAGUGAAGCGAGUGCUUGCAGGAGAAAAAGUGGACAUGAAGACCAAGGCCAGCACAUCCAGGUCCCAGGACAAGGAGAACAGGGAAGGACGGGAACGUCACCUGGAUAGAGAGGAGAAGAAAAAGACCAUAGAGCGCAGCGGGAGCCGGGACCAGAAGGACCCAGACCAACCCAAAGAGCAGGAGAGCCGACGUAGAGAUGGGGAAAAAGAGCACCACCAUGACAGGGAGCGCUCUGACAAGCACCACCGCAGCGAACAGGACCACGGCAAAGACCGCGAAAAAGACAAGAGCCGCGACAGGGAGCGUGACAAGGACAGAGACAAAGGACGAGUAAAAGACAAGGACAGAGAGAAGGAUAGAGAGAGGGAUCGAGAAAGGGAAAGAGACAAGGAGAGAGACAAAGACAGAGAAAAAACGAGAGACAGAGAUUCUCACAGAGACCGGGAAAGAGACAAACGAAGAGAAAAAGACAAAGAGCGGGGGAAAGAGAGAGAGCGACACAAAGAGGGCGAAGAGAGGAACAGAAGCGGGAACAGCAAGUCCAGAGUAUCAGAGGAACCGCAGCAAAAACCCUCCCCCGAAGAGCCCAGCAAAACAGCCAAACCUGUGCCAGCGCCUGCAGAGGCAGUUGAGAACCAGUCUGACAGUCCAGCUAGAAUACCUCGGCCUUCAUCUGCCAAAGGGCAGAGGCGGAGACCUAAAAUUGGAGGUCAAGAUGAAUCUGACAGUGAUGGAGACGGAGAUGCUCAGUUAGCCCAGAGAUCUGUCCCCCUGGAAAAUGGAGACGCUGCAGGCUCCUCAGUGCCAUCCGACAUGGCCUCCAGCAACAGGCGGAUACCACGGCCCAGCAGUGCUCGUCCAGCACCUCCACGAGUCAAGAGACAGGAGAGUUACUCUGAUGUGGCCCCAGCUGAGAGGCUGUCUAGUGCCAAGCCCUCCGCACCAGUCAUCAUGGAUGGGAAGAAGCUGUCCGAAGACGAGGAGGAUGAAGAUGAGCAAUUUCUCGUGGAGGAGGCAGUCCCUCCACCCUCAGAUGCUCCUGAGAUGGAGGUGGCACCUGCACAAGAACUCAACGGUGAAGAGAAACACGGUGGCCUUGUGAAAAAGAUCCUUGAGACCAAGAAAGACUACGAAGUGUCACCAUCCUCCCCCAAAUCUAAAGAUCAGAACUUGGUGUCUGAAGCAGCGCGGAAGAAAGAGCGGGACCUGGUGACGCGGGAGAUCGAGCGGCUCCGCUCGUCCAUCCAGACGGUGUGUCGCAGCACCCUGCCUUUGGGUAAGAUCAUGGACUAUAUCCAGGAGGAUAUGGAUGCCAUGCAAGCUGAAUUGCACACCUGGCGGCGGGAGAACAAGGAACAUGCACAGGCCUUGCUGCAAGAGCAGAGAGCGACAGACCGGGCGGUGGAGCCUCUCAAGGCAGAACUAGCUGAGCUGGAGCAGCUGAUCAAGGACCAGCAGGACAAGAUUUGUGCCGUAAGAUCCAACAUACUGAAGAAUGAAGAAAAGAUCCAGAAGAUGGUAACUGGAAUCAACUUCUCUUCCAGAACCUGACGUGAGAAACGAGACCUAGAAACAUAAACUUUUCUAUAAAUGCACUGAAGAUGUAGGGGUGAACUUCAGAAUAAUUCAGUAAGACCAUUUUUCUUGCAGAUGACGUAGGCUGGAACAACACUGCACUUUCAGGGGGGGUUUUGUCAGAACAGGAGAUGGACCCAAACAUAUACAUACACACCCAAACUGGGAAAUAAACAUCAUCAGUCAGAUUUUGGCGAAUAACAGCUUCCAUACGAUGGUCUGGAGGUGUAGCGCUAUUCUGGCUGAUGAAGUGGAAAAAGUGUAUAGUGACGUUAGAGAUGUAUCAACUGCUGUGACUGACAUAAAUAGAUGAAUAAAUAAAAUAAAAAAUCCCCCCAGCGCUGAACACUAACCAACCCUGUCUUUUACCCCUUUUCUAUAACGGUGCCUUUGCAGAAUGAGUCAGUGCACAACUCUUGACUUGGAAGUCGUAUUUAAUGCGUGGUCAGUUCAUCAAAAGCCCUACACAUUCCAAAAUGAACAAUAAUUAACAUGUUUGGACCAAGUUUCUCAGAGUGUGGCACACCUUUUUUUUUGUCUUGUGUGUUGCCUCGUGUGAUUUUUCCUGGUCGUGAGGACUUUGAACUUUGCUGCCGCAGUGAAUAGAACGUGCAGUUUGAUUGGAGUAGUAAGCAGACUACUCCAAUCAAACAUUAAUAAAAUAUUCUUGUGGCACCUGCAGCUAGUUGAACACAGGAGGAAAGUUCAAAUACAUUUUCUAGGUCUUGACAGGAGAGAUCUACAUAUAAGACUUAUGUGCGGGGUCCCGGUGGCCUAGUUGACUGAAAUGUGUAUCACUGUGGUAGGUUUGAAUUUGUUUUAGGACCUUUUUCAUGCCAUACUGAUCUUCCAAACCUUUUUUUCUUUGAAGCUACUUAACCCAACCUGCCCUUUAGCUAUUUUUCACAGCAAUACUUGCCGUUUAUCUAUACGUUUCAUUCACUGUUCCACUUUUGAAGCACCGCAGCACUUUGAGUAGGAGAGGUACCUUUUGCUUGUAGAAAGCUUUUUGGCAACAAAGCAGUGUUAGAAUUUUUUCCUUCUCUCUCUUAUACUUAUCUUAUAAAACAUAACGUAGGCACAGUAAUAUUAUGUACUUUCAGGGAAAAGUAAGCUUGUAUCUAUUGUCCUUGAGUUGACGUACAGGAUAGCCACCGUCGUGGAGGUCCCGCCACUCGAUUUGUACUGCAGGAUUUGCCAAACUGUUCUGUUUUUUGUGAUGGAUACUCAAUGUUUGGUUAGAUGGAAACUUUGUGUGUGAACUUUAAAUUUUUUAAUGGUAGAGUCAGUGAUUCUGGAGAAAGAAGUGACUCUACAGCUGACGCAUUGCCCUGGAUAC